CAAGCAAGCAAGCAACCCUUCUCUCUCUCUCUCUCUCUCUCUCUGUCCUCCAUUAUAUACAAUACACACAUCCUAUUGAAAUCAUCUUCUUCUCCGCCAUUAACCCUAACCUCUCUCUCUCUCGCUCUCUCUCUUCGGAGUUGCUAAGUGAUAUGGUUUCGAGUAGUGAUCGAUCGGAGAUAGUAUUCUUCGACAUUGAGACCACCGUUCCGACCCGACCCGGCCAGGGAUUCGGCAUUAUCGAAUUCGGAGCCAUACUGGUAUGCCCUAGGAAGCUGGUUGAGCUGGAGAGCUACUCCACCUUGCUCCGACCCCUUGAUCUCUCUCUCAUCUCCACAUUGUCGGUCCGCUGCAACGGCAUCAACAAGGACGCCGUCAUUUCCUCCCCCACUUUCGCCCAGAUCGCCGACAAGGUCUACGACAUUCUCCAGGGGCGGAUAUGGGCAGGUCACAAUAUACUGAGGUUUGAUUGUGCUCGGAUUCGGGAGGCGUUUGCGGAAAUUAAACGGCCACCACCGGAGCCGAAGGGCACUAUUGAUUCAUUGGCUCUGUUGACUCAGAGGUUUGGGAGGAGAGCUGGUGACAUGAAGAUGGCCACACUUGCAACUUACUUUGGGCUUGGACAGCAAACACAUAGGAGCUUAGAUGAUGUUCGGAUGAAUCUCGAAGUUCUCAAGUAUUGUGCAACAGUUCUAUUCUUGGAGUCAAGCCUCCCAGACAUAUUUACAGCAAACAGUUGGGUUUCUCCUAAUGCUAUGACAAGAAGUCGUAGUAACGGGAAAGCUUCUCCGGAUGGGAUGGUCAUGAACACACAUACAUCCUCAUCAAGUGCCAAAAUUGAAAAUCACAAAUCAUCCCUUACAAAUCUAAGAAUAGAGGAAAACCAUCCAAUACUAUCUCUUAUGACUCCCAACAUAGGGGAAGACGUUGAACCCAAUACAGCUUCUCCAGACCCUUUUAACAUGGGUCCACUUAGUGAUGCAGUGCAGAGGAAGCAAUCAGAUGACACCAUGAAAGAAGAAUCUGGUUCAGAUCCAGAUUCUUCUACCACAGUUAGAUCUGAGGGCUCUAAUGGCUCUGCCAAUUUCAUAGACCCUGAUGAAGUUUCUAUACCUUCUAUCAAUGUAUCUCUUGCCCCAUUUUAUCGUGGAACUCAAAGAAUACACAUCAUGCACAAAGAUUUUACACUGCAGCUUUGCUGUUCUCACUUGAAAGUGCGUUUUGGAAUAAGUACGAAAUUCGUCGAUUAUGCUGGCCGGCCGCGAUUGAAUUUUGUUGUGGAUGCAACUCCAAACCUUUGUCGGGUUUUGGAUGCAUGCGAUAGUCUUGCACAGAGAUUGUCCGUAGAUUCUGGUAGCAGUUCUGAGUGGAGACCUCUGGUGACCAGAAAGGCUGGUUUCUUGAACUCACCUACUGUCCGAUUGCACAUACCUACCGUCACAGAUGGGAGUGUUACCAGAUGGGUCACAGAAAUACACGAGAGAGAAUUUUCUACCUCCCCAAAAAAGCUUGUGUUUAGUAGAUUUGACAUUGCAGAACUUGAUGCAUUGUUCACUCCAGGAACUUAUGUGGAUGCAUACUUCUCCUUGGACCCAUACGACUAUCAACAGAACGCUGGUAUUCGAUUGGUGGCAAAAAAGUUGAUCAUACAUUCUAACUGAUUGGUCAUUUGCCACGUGAAUUUGUACCAAGUUUGACUAUCAAAAUUUGACUUUUGUGUUUUGCAAGGUUAAUUGGAAUGGAGGUCGAUGCUGUAAAUGAUGACAUGUAAUUGUAACAGAAAAUUUGUUUAGUCAGUGUGAUUUUUUAUGCAGAAAUUGACUUGAUGUGAACAAACGUGUUUCUACA
Molecule: messenger RNA, 1848 nt
Organism: Camellia sinensis
Lineage: Eukaryota; Viridiplantae; Streptophyta; Magnoliopsida; Ericales; Theaceae
Product: protein NEN1-like
Molecular function (GO): nucleic acid binding; 3'-5' exonuclease activity
Source: RefSeq, a predicted model, not a curated record